CUGGAGAGUUUCGAUAGAGAGCUACGAGGACUUUUACACCUGUUGAGAAGAGCGCGAGACGACGUGCCCACUUGGACACAUUGGUGCGCUUUUGGACAUACGAACUAGGUGCGAGAGUCACUUCGUGGUUGCUAGAUUAAGUUUUGGACUUUUGGACUGCCCUGGGGACGCUGUCAACUAGGGAUCUGCUACUUUUCUUGCCAACUGAGUGAUUAUUUACACCUGUAUAUCUAUGUCUGAUAUAUACAACCUGGACUCUCAGUGCGUUUCACCACAAUGCAACAUGAGCUGGGCCAUGGAGCCUGCAAACUUCUAUGAUAAUAAAGUGACGCCAGGGGAUGUCAAGGCGAGGAUGCCCGGAACCGAGCAUGGCAUCGCCGAGGACAACGGCAGCAGCAUGGUGGAGCUGAGCAACGCCCCUGCCAUCUACGACGAUGAGAGCGCAAUCGACUUCAGCGUCUACAUCGACUCCAUGUCCACGGUACCUUUGGAGAUCUGCAAUGACGAACUGUUCGCAGACCUGUUUAACAGCACUGUGAAGCAAGAAAAGCCAGAUUUCUACUUGCCACACCAUGCGCAACAGGUAAGCGCUGGCACCUUUGCGCAAAAGAGCUUGGAGAGGCUGCAGCACCCGGAGGUGAGCUUUGGAAAGGGCGCGUUUUGCGCGCCGAUCAAGAAGGAGGCGGACUGGAGCGACAGCGAGCUCUCCUCGUCGUUACCAUCUCAGAUCGAGACGUGCGCAAAGACCUCGGUAAGCCUUCAUACGGGCCAACCGACGCCGCCCACCACACCCGAACCCGAGCCUGUCACCCACAGGAGACUGGGAAAGGAGAAGGGUAAAAAGUCAGUGGACAGACACAGCCCGGAGUAUCGCCAACGACGCGAGAGGAACAACAUCGCCGUGCGUAAAAGCAGAGACAAGGCUAAGCAGCGCAACUUUGAGAUGCAACAGAAGAUGCUCGAGCUGAACGCGGAGAACGAGCGCCUGCACAAAACUAUCGAUCAGUUAACGCGAGAACUGAGCAGUCUCAGAAACUUCUUCAAACAGCUGCCCGAUCCCUCGUUUGGAACUGGGGCGGGUGCGCGCUCGGCUGUUGACAGUCGGUGACGCGCGUCCGAGAGUGCGCCACAGCCAAAUCCUGCCAAUUCUCUCUCCAACAUACCUCAGUGAACUUUAUUGAUGAUUUCUGUAGCAUAAGUGCAUCAAGUUACAUCUUGGAUAAUGGACUUAUUUUUGUGAAUUUUGUUUUUUGUAUUCUAAAUUAUUACGGAAAAGCUUCAUAUAACUUACGUUUUUAUGGUACCUGUUUUAUAAUUCAAACGUCUUUAUAAUGCCAGAGCAUGUUUGACGAUUUUACAGUGUGUACAAAUGUGUAUAAUAAACCAUGUGAAAUUUCCAAA
This is a messenger RNA of Paramisgurnus dabryanus, 1401 nucleotides long. RefSeq names its product CCAAT enhancer binding protein delta (gene cebpd). The record is from RefSeq and is a predicted model, not a curated record. Gene Ontology annotation, biological process: DNA-templated transcription; regulation of transcription by RNA polymerase II; regulation of cell differentiation. Lineage: Eukaryota; Metazoa; Chordata; Actinopteri; Cypriniformes; Cobitidae. Gene Ontology annotation, molecular function: RNA polymerase II cis-regulatory region sequence-specific DNA binding; DNA-binding transcription factor activity, RNA polymerase II-specific.